Epinephelus moara (kelp grouper) is the source of this 4226-nucleotide messenger RNA. It is a transcript of the gene ggt5b, whose product is annotated as gamma-glutamyltransferase 5b. Gene Ontology annotation, molecular function: leukotriene-C(4) hydrolase activity; glutathione gamma-glutamate hydrolase. Gene Ontology annotation, biological process: inflammatory response; leukotriene D4 biosynthetic process; glutathione catabolic process. Gene Ontology annotation, cellular component: plasma membrane. Lineage: Eukaryota; Metazoa; Chordata; Actinopteri; Perciformes; Serranidae. The transcript is spliced from 12 exons. Bases 121 to 1803 code for a protein of 560 amino acids. The record is from RefSeq and is a predicted model, not a curated record.
AGUUGAUGGAGGGGAGGGGUAAACCCACGUUCAGGAUUAGGCAGGGUUCAUAUCUGUGCGCACUGAGCGGCAGCAGCAACAGUUUCCCUUUGACGCAAAGAUUCCUGCACAGGCGCUGCAAUGGCUAAGAAAUACAAGCCGUGGAUGUUGUGCUGCUUCAUCUUGGCUGGUGUGAUUUGCGCGGUUGCCCUCAUCUGUCUUUGCAUCGUCUCACUUGUGGGCAGAGAGUGUCCCAGCGGGAGCUUUACGCACGCGGCUGUGGCUGCGGACUCGCGACUUUGCUCCGAGAUUGGCAGGAACAUCCUCCAGCAGGGAGGCUCGGCAGUAGAUGGCGCCAUUGCAGCUCUUCUGUGCACAUCUGUGGUCAACCCUCAGAGCAUGGGGAUUGGAGGGGGAUCUUUCUUCACCAUAAGAAAUAAAAAAGGCAAUGUUAAAGUCUACAACUUCAGAGAGACCGUCCCGCAGUCUUACAAAACUAACCUGUUAAAUGACUGUCCCAAAUCAUUCGGAGUGAUCACAGGCAGCCAGUGGAUCGGCGUUCCUGGAGAGCUGCGUGGUUAUGAGGCAGUUCACAAACAGUAUGGGAAGCUGUCUUGGGCCAGGCUGUUUGAGCCAACAAUUAAACUGGCCAGGGACGGCAUCCCUGUGCCAGCGUAUCUUGGACGACUUCUGGAGGACAGUUUUGUGAAAAAUCACGUGGAAAGUUCAUCUCUCUGUGAAGUUUUCUGCCACAAGAACAAAACCGUCCUGCGCACAGGAGACACCUUGAAGUUUCCUAAACUUGCAGAAACCAUGGAAACAAUUGCAAAGCAAGGGGCAGAUGCCUUCUAUACUGGCAAGAUAGGACAUGACUUAAUCCAAGACAUACAAGCUGCAGACGGGACUCUAACAAUGGAGGACCUGAAGUCCUUCCGGGUACGGCUAGAGAAUGCACUGACAGUCCGAGUGGGAAGCGCUCAGAUGCACAUCCCUCAACCACCAUCAGGGGGCCCCUUGCUCGCCUUCAUUCUCGGACUGAUGAAAGGGUUCCCCUUGAGUCCAAACUCUCUGGAUGGUGACCAGAAGAUUCAGCUGUACCAUCGUUACAUAGAGGCAGUUAAAUUCGCUAAUGGACAAAGGCGAAGUGUUCGUGAUCCUGUAUUUAAUAACACAGAGAGUGCAGAUCAUUUGAUUGAUCCUGUCUUCACUGAUUACAUCAGGGGCAUGAUUUUUUUGAACCGCACCCAUGACAACUCCUACUACAGCAAUACCAAGCCCCCCCCUGAUCACGUUGGGACGACACACGUGUCUGUCCUGGAUGAAGAUGGACUGGCUGUCUCUGCCACCAGCACCAUAAACCAUUUAUUUGGAGGAGGCAUUUACUCUCCCAAAACAGGCAUCAUCCUCAACAAUGAGCUGUCUGACUUCUGUGGCAGAGCAGACACAGUGAGGCCAGGUGAACGGCCUCCGUCCUCAAUGACCCCAGUAAUAUUGGAGUCAAAGUCUGGAGGACUACUUGUGAUUGGUGGAUCGGGAGGAAGCAUGAUCACCUCAGCAGUGGCCUUGUCUAUAAUUAAUCGCCUGUGGCUUGGGAUGAAUCUGACAGAAGCCAUUGCUGCACCUAUAGUGUUUGUUGACUCCAACAACAAUGUGAAAUUUGAGGAUCAUUUUGACAAGUCAGUGAAAGAUGGCCUCAGCGCUCUGGGACACAAACCUGUGGACUGGAAAUACUUCUUCAAUGUAGUCAACGCUGUGGAAAAGGAGAAUGGAUGCAUUGUGGCUGUAUCGGACAGAAGGAAGAAUGGAGUGUCAGCUGGAUACUGACCUCACAGACCAGAAGGAAACACCACCUUCCCAAUAAAAUCUGCCCAAAUGACUGACUGAACCUUCAGCCUUAAGAACAGUGAAUACACCAGCAACAAAAUGUAAGGUGCUUGGGCUCUUUUCGGAUGAGCAACACAAUCAAUCAACAAACUACUUGACUCAAAGGUCCAGUGUGGGGGGCAUCUAUUUGCAAGAAUGAUAGGUGUUAUUCAUAAUGUUUCCAUUAGUUGAUAAUGAAAAUAAGAAUUGUUGUGAGUUUGUUACCUUAGAAUGAUCCGUUUAAAUCUACAUAUGGAGCGGGUCCUCUUCCACAGAGUCUACCAUAUUGUGCUACAGUAGCCCAUAACGGACAAACCAAGCACUGGCUCUAGAUAGGGCUAUACGCAAUUUUACGUUUUUGCCACACCCACUGUAGUUCACCUACAUGCUGGGCACAUGGCAGAAGUUGAAGUUCUGCAACCUCACAGCUAAAUGCCACUAAAUCCUGCACACUGGACCUUUACGGGAUAAUUCCAGUUUAUUAUAACCUUGGUCUUCUUUUUGUACACAUCGGUCAGACAGCAUUGAACUCACCAUUGUAAUUGCACAGAUUUUUGAAAUGUGCAACAUGGCUCUAAAGAGGUCAGAUGGAGUGAGAAACACAAGUGGUCGGAUGAUCAGAUUAUCUAAACCUCUUGUCGUCUAAAGUUGCACAAAUUUUGCAAAUUCUUUGUGAUAUUUUGACUUUUUUCUUUUUUUAAUGUCUACCAUUUUCACUUUUGCUCCAGAAAGGUUGAUAGUAAUUCCUCUUUGCACAGAAAAAACUGUGUGCAUGCACAACCACAGCAAGUGCUUUGGAUCAUCGUUGAACCAAGAAGUCGCUCUCAGAGACUGUUAUGUGUAAUUUCCAUUGCAUGGUUCAGCUCAACUCGACUCGUCUUGACUCAACCCACUUUUGGUACCAGGCGCUAUUCUCCUUUUCGUUUUUCACUGCAGAUAAUACCACUCAGUGCAGGCAGGAUUCUCAUCUGAUCAGCAUAGGGAUAUUGAUGAAGCUGUCGUGACAUGUCUUCCAAGGAGGCAGGUUGGGGUGGUGGAUUGGUUACAAAACACAGGACUUUUCCUAGGAGAUGCGUCUUUGGACCCAUGUGAACUCAGAAUGAACUUUGAGUCAUUUUAAGGUAAUUUAAGGUAAUAACUUUACCUCCCCAGACCAAACCUCGGUAACUUUAUGUUAAGGACAAUACUUAAUUUUGGAGCGCUAAUUCGAAGGAUGUCCUACAAACUGUUCUAUGAGGAUACGUUGACCAGGUACUAUCCACAACUUUUGCCAAUGGAAAACCAAAACAGACCAAGUCAAGUUGAGUAGAGCCAUGCUGUACCAUUCCAUGCAGUGGGAAUGCAGCAUCAGAGACCGACUUCUUCGCCCCAAACGCACAGUUCAGGAAAUGAGCCUGAAAGUUCUUUAUUGAUAUUUUAAACAGCAGUUCAACAAAAUGAUCUUAACUCACUGUCCACAUAUUAGGUUUUUCUGAAAUUUUCAACUGCAUCUCACAGUCUUCAUCACCAAAUGGAGUCUGCUCUGUUGUCAUGACAAUUGAGAUCUCUGGAAAAGCCAAUAAAUAGACUAUGAAGAAAAUUUGGGUAGCAUUCACCCCCAAGGUUUGACAAAGACAUUCGAGUAACCAUGGGAACUGUUUUAUUGACUGACUACUUGGGUUUCUUACCCUGUCAGUGUUCUUUUUAGUGAUGUUGUGAUGUUCCCAGAUCUUAGUAAUAAACUUGGUGACUGCUACUACAAAAAUAAGACCCAAGCUGUGAUAAUAAACUGGACUCACCCUUUGAGCUGAUCAGACUGCUUCAUAUAUAAAGCCUUUUUUAAUACAGCCAGUCCUCACACACACGCUGACGCACCCUGUGUUGUAGGAUUACACACUCCUGACCAAAGUGUUCGGUUGCAGCAGCAAGCCAUAAAAGAAAAUCUGCUGCAGUCCGACAAAACAAAACCAACCGCUGUGUCAUGCUAAGUUUGUUAAUAUCAGCGAGUGUUUAUUAUCUGACUGACAAUCUGCAUAAAAACUGUUUAUUACAGAUGAGCCAUGUAACCCUUUCAAAGUGAAAUCCUGAUGGACAUGUGAGUUAAAGGCCCAAACAGGGAACAUUUACUGUGACCUUAAAGAUUAUACUGUAUGUGAAACAACCCUGUUGAAGGCCCUGAGGAUGUUGUGAUCUUUGUUUGAAGAUCAAGAAAUACUGUAGAAAGAAAAAAAAAGUUGAUUCACAAUGAACACAAUUUUCUAAAAAAUAGUAAGUGUAUUUUUACACCACCAUGUCAUUUUGUAUUUUCUGUUUUAAUGUGUCAAAAUGUUUUGUAAAAUAACUACACAUUUUUACAAGUAUUAACUGUGAAUAUCUGUGUUUUCACAAUAAAAAAUAAGAGUCCA